Molecule: messenger RNA, 447 nt
Organism: Pichia membranifaciens NRRL Y-2026
Lineage: Eukaryota; Fungi; Ascomycota; Pichiomycetes; Pichiales; Pichiaceae
Exons: 1
Coding region: 1-447 (148 amino acids)
Biological process (GO): rRNA pseudouridine synthesis; snRNA pseudouridine synthesis
Cellular component (GO): box H/ACA snoRNP complex; nucleolus
Molecular function (GO): box H/ACA snoRNA binding
Source: RefSeq, a predicted model, not a curated record
AUGGGCAAAAAAGAGGGAUCCGAGACAGACAACUACGACACAAAAUUGCCGUACGUGCUACCGUUCGCACAGCCUCUGGCAUCGAAGAAGCUGAACAAGAAGCUUCUCAAGACAGUGAAGAAGGCUGCAAAGGCCAAGCACGUGAAGCGGGGAGUGAAGGAAGUUGUGAAGGCGCUCAGAAAGGGGGAGAAGGGUCUUGUGAUCAUUGCUGGCGACAUCUCGCCGGGCGACGUGAUCUCGCACAUCCCUGUCUUGUGCGAGGACAACGGGGUGCAGUACAUAUUUGUGCCAAGCAAGGAGGACCUUGGGGGUGCCGGCGGAACGAAGAGACCGACGAGUUGCAUCAUGGUUGUUCCUGGCGGCGGCAAGAAGGGCGACAAGUCGGGCAAGACGGAGGAGUACAAGGAGAGCUACGACGAGAUCUCCAAGGAGAUCAAGGCGCUAUAG